Balaenoptera acutorostrata (minke whale) is the source of this 1827-nucleotide messenger RNA. RefSeq names its product lysine-specific demethylase 4D-like. The transcript has a single exon. Lineage: Eukaryota; Metazoa; Chordata; Mammalia; Artiodactyla; Balaenopteridae. Gene Ontology annotation, molecular function: histone H3K9 demethylase activity. The record is from RefSeq and is a predicted model, not a curated record. Bases 1 to 1827 code for a protein of 608 amino acids. Gene Ontology annotation, cellular component: nucleus. Gene Ontology annotation, biological process: chromatin remodeling.
AUGCAGUCUACGCACUUUGGUAGCCAGAACCCAAGUUGGAAGAUUAUGAUCUUCCACCCAACCGUGGAAGAAUUUGAAGAUUUCAACAAAUAUAUUGUUUACAUGGAGUCGCAAGGUGCACACCAAGCUGGCCUAGCCAAGGUAAUUCCACCGAAAGGAUGGAAAGCCAGACAGACGUACGAUGAUAUAGAUGACAUCUUAAUAGCCGCUCCCCUCCAGCAGGUGACCACUGGAAAGGCAGGUGUGUUUACUCAACACCACAAAAAGAAGAAAGCCAUGACUGUGAGCGAGUAUCGCCGCUUAACAAACAGUGAAAAACACCAGACUCCAUUCUACUCUGAUUUUGAGGAUCUGGAGCGAAAAUAUUGGAAAACACGCCUCUAUGAUUCACCAGUAUAUGGUGCGGACGUCAGUGGCUCCUUAUUCGAUCAAAACACGGAGCAGUGGAACCUUGGACACCUGGGAACCAUUCAGGACCUGCUGGAGCAGGAGUGCGGAGUGGUCAUCGAAGGCGUCAACACCCCGUACCUGUACUUCGGCAUGUGGAAGACCGCCUUCGCCUGGCACACGGAGGACAUGGACCUUUACAGCAUCAACUACCUGCACUUCGGGGAGCCCAAGACUUGGUACGCGGUGCCCCCGGAGCACGGCCGGCGCCUGGAACGCCUGGCCAGGGAGCUUUUCCCGGGCAGCGCGCGGGGCUGUGAGGCCUUCCUGCGGCACAAGGUGGCUCUCAUCUCGCCCACGGUCCUCAAGGACAACGGCAUCCCCUUCGAUCGGGUCACUCAGGAGGCUGGAGAGUUCAUCGUGACCUUUCCCUAUGGCUACCACUCUGGCUUCAACCAUGGCUUCAACUGCGCGGAAGCCAUCAAUUUCGCCUCCCCGCGCUGGAUCGAUUAUGGCAAAGUGGCCUCGCAGUGCAGCUGCGGGGAGGCCCGGGUCGCCUUCUCCAUGGACGCCUUCGUGCGCAUCCUGCAACCGGAGCGCUACGAGCUGUGGAAACGCGGGCAGGACCGGACCGUGGUGGACCACACGCAGCCCACGGCGCCGGACAGCCAGGUCCUGAACGCCUGGAGGGAGGUCCGCGCGCCCGGGGGAGCCGCUCUCGGCCAGAGGCACUGUCCGUCCCGCAGUGCCUCACACCACUGUCUGCCCGUGGCCGCCUGCCAUGGGACCCGCCGCCGAGCCCCUGUGGGUCCUUCCUCCUCGCCCUCCUCGCCGGCCCGGGGUUCUUGCUCUGCCGCCCAGCUCGGGGCUGCUGCUGCCUACAGCUCCGCGGAGCCCGGCCUGACUCCACCUCUGACCCCAGGUCCAUGUGCUGCGGAUCUCCACCUAACUGGCCUAUACGGUUCUCGUCGUCGUCCUCGGGAAGAGGGGACUCGGGGCCAGACUGUCCGGGCCCUGGCUAAGAGGCGCCUCUCCUUAGACACAAUGCACACAUCUCUGGACUUCACAUCUCAGCUCCUGUUUGCUGGCGAACCCUUGAUGGACAGCCGUGCAUUGCUGAGCCCGUGGCUGCAGCAUCCGUCUAAGGCUUCCGGGUGCUGUUGUGCCCCUGAUCUUCAACCCUUGGGUCCCCCAUUGGAUUCCGAAAACCCGAUGCACCCUGGCCCGUGCCUGUCAUCUCUGGAGGGUAUUACAUCCAGUUUCCUUGACAGCGUCCCUUUGAUUCCUCCCAACGUCAUUGGGACUCUGAGAGUGUUCCCCAGGGACGAUGCUGGGAACUGCAGGGCCCCCGUGAACUUCUGUGAGGUCGUAAGGUUGGACCACUCUUAUGCCUCUAAGAGUCUUGUCCCAGCUGCAGAGACCAGUCUCCCGCACCCUUGA